UUGUUGGAAGCGAACCGGCACGCUUAUUUCCUCUUCACUACGCCUCUUCUCUCUAACGUAGAUUUCUACAGAGUGAGAGUGAAUCAAAGGUCUCUGCUGUGAUUUUUUUCCUUGGAUAAUCUGCAACAUUCUCUCUCUCUCUCGACAGUGAAACCCAGAAAUUUGGAAAUGGCUGCUACAGCUACUGCUUCUACAAUCCGAUACGCACCUGAGGAUCCAAAUCUCCCAAAGCCAUGGAAAGGGCUUGUGGAUGGCAAGACUGGGUACUUGUACUUUUGGAAUCCAGAGACGAAUGUGACCCAGUACGAGAGACCACCUUCUUCAGCUCCUCCCAAGCCUUCUCCUGCUCCGGUAAGCGCUUCGGCUCAGACUCAGCAGCCUUCUUCUGGAUAUCUCCGUGCUUGCAGUCCGGUGAAGGAGGAGGAUAAGUACAGCAGGGGCUGUGAUGGGCCUAAGACUGACUCUGGCUCUAGGUUUACUGAGGCUAGCAGAAGUGAAUCAGCAAAUGCCAACAAUGCUGCAUCUGCCAGAGUAGGGCCGCCUUCUUCAGCUGCUGGAACUGAAUCGUUGUCCCCAGAGGCCUAUUGUCGCCGUCAUGAAAUAACUGUUACUGUGAGUAUAUUAUCUGUCUCUCUUGGUGGGUUUUAUCUGGUUGCUUUCUCCUCCGAGGUGGGAGGCCAAGUACCACCACCUUUUACGUCUUAUGAAGCCGCUGGUUUUCCCCCAGAGCUUCUCCGGGAGGUAUACAGUGCAGGAUUCUCAGCUCCAACUCCAAUUCAAGCUCAGUCAUGGCCAAUAGCGAUGCAGAAGAGAGACAUAGUAGCCAUCGCUAAAACAGGCUCUGGAAAAACUCUUGGUUACUUGAUUCCAGGCUUUAUGCAUCUCCAACAAGUCCGCAAUGAUACACGGAUGGGCCCGACGAUCUUGGUCCUGUCACCUACUAGGGAGUUGGCCACACAAAUCCAAGCUGAAGCUGUGAAAUUUGGGAAGUCAUCAAGAAUUUCAUGUGCUUGCUUGUAUGGUGGAGCACCAAAGGGUCCACAGCUGAGGGAAAUUGAGAGAGGUGUAGAUAUUAUUGUUGCAACUCCCGGGCGAUUGAAUGAUAUCCUUGAAAUGAGGAGGAUCAGUCUGCAUCAAAUAUCUUUUCUUGUGCUAGACGAAGCUGAUAGAAUGUUGGACAUGGGGUUCGAGCCUCAGAUCAGGAAAAUUGUGAAUGAGGUUCCCACUAAGCGUCAAACCCUCAUGUACACAGCGACAUGGCCUAAAGAGGUCAGGAGAAUAGCAGCUGAUCUGCUCUCUAACCCUGCCCAGGUCAACAUUGGUAACGUGGACGAGCUUGUGGCGAACAAGUCCAUCACUCAGACUAUUGAAGUCAUAGCACCGAUGGAGAAACAAAGAAGGCUAGAGCAGAUAUUGAGGUCUCAGGAACCUGGUUCCAAGAUUAUAAUCUUCUGCUCGACCAAGAGGAUGUGUGAUACUCUCGCAAGGAACCUGACCCGCACGUUUGGAGCUGCUGCUAUACAUGGAGACAAGUCUCAGCCAGAGAGAGAUGAUGUACUGAAUCAGUUUAGAAGUGGCAGGACUCCUGUUCUUGUUGCAACCGAUGUGGCUGCUCGUGGACUUGACGUUAAGGACAUCAGGGUGGUUGUGAACUAUGAUUUUCCAAAUGGAGUAGAGGAUUAUGUCCAUAGGAUCGGAAGAACCGGAAGAGCUGGAGCAACCGGUUUAGCUUACACCUUCUUUGGGGACCAAGAUGCAAAGCAUGCAUCAGAUUUGAUCAAGAUCCUGGAAGGAGCAAACCAGAAUGUUCCUCCACAGGUCCGUGAAAUGGCUACACGCGGUGGUGGUGGAAUGAACAAAUUCCGCCGCUGGGGUACACCUUCCGGUGGUGGCCGUGGAGGAGGAGGUGGUGGCUAUGGUGGCCGUGGCGAUUCUGGUUAUGGUGGUCGCGGUGGCGAUUCUGGUUAUGGUGGUCGUGGGGGUGAUUCCGGCGGCGGUAGAGGAAGCUGGUCUUCUUCGCGUGACAGUGGCAGCUCGGGAUGGGGAAGAGAGAGAAGCCGGAGUCCUGAGAGAUUCAACAGAGGUCCACCGUCGAAUUCUUCUCCGCCUCGCAGCUUUCACGAGGCUAUGAUGAUGAAACAAAGGUAAACUUAUUGGUUUUUUUACCAGAUCGGGGGUAUAUAUAUUUUAUAUUAAUGAGCCCCGUUCCUUCGGUUAAUUAUUCAUUUUGUGAUCGUGUGUGUGUGGAGCCAAGUCGCUAAUUACUUUUUAACACCACACACCCGGAGAAGAAAGAUACUUCUAAUGUUUUUGUUCUUCGGAGAAACCUUUUUUUGUUUAUAUAUCAAAACAAAGACUCGUUACGUGUUCUUACGUUGCUGAUGGUCUUAGCGUAAUAUUAUGUUAUGACUUUGGUACUUUUAAGCAACAGGUUUGUUUGGUUAUUGAUUUCCAUAAUAAUCUUUACAUAUCCAC
This is a messenger RNA of Thlaspi arvense, 2475 nucleotides long. Lineage: Eukaryota; Viridiplantae; Streptophyta; Magnoliopsida; Brassicales; Brassicaceae. The record is from the annotation of a GenBank genome assembly.